Messenger RNA from Microtus ochrogaster (prairie vole), 2340 nucleotides. Its product is annotated as TRPM8 channel-associated factor 2-like. The record is from RefSeq and is a predicted model, not a curated record. NCBI's taxonomy places the organism in Eukaryota, Metazoa, Chordata, Mammalia, Rodentia, Cricetidae. Gene Ontology annotation, cellular component: plasma membrane. Gene Ontology annotation, biological process: positive regulation of protein targeting to membrane; negative regulation of anion channel activity. Gene Ontology annotation, molecular function: transmembrane transporter binding.
AUGGGAACAAAUUUUGACACUACUUUUGAGACUCUCAUGAAUGGAAUGACCAGCUGGGAUCUUCCCAAAGAACCCAUUCCUAGUGAACUCCUUAUUGGGGAGGCUGCCUUCCCAGUGAUGGUGAAUGACCAGGUACUCAUUACUGCCUUUUCCUAUGGCCAAGGCAGUCUGCUGGUCAUAUUCUAUGAGGGCUACCUGCCACAUGCUCAAUUCCCUCCAUUUCUUGUCAAUGCAGGGAGCUGGCUCUGCCCCUCCCCAGGGGCUCCCAUCACACUGUAUUCCUCCUUGGCAUCACUGGUAAACAUCCUAGAUUACUCUGGUCUAGAGGCACUGGUUUAGCCUGAGCCUGGAGAGGCUCUGGGUGUUUACUGCACUGAUACCUACAAUGACAGUUUGACUGAGAAGCUGGUCCAGUUUGUGAAGCAUGGUGGGGGCUUGCUCAUCGGGGGCCAGGCCUGGUAUUGGGCCAGUCAACAUGGCCAUGACAAUGUGCUGUCCAGUUUCCCCGGAAACCAAGUGACAAGUGUGGCUAGCGUGAACUUCACAGAUGUCUAUGGAGAUGUAGACAGAUUCAAGGUCUCUAAGAAGGUACCCAAGAUCCCACUCCACAUCAGCUGAGUGUGCCACAACAACCUCUUUUGGGCCCAGCCUACUGCAGAUGGGAAUGUAGCAGAAAUCAGAAUAGACUGUGUGAUACCAUGCAUAUCAGUGGAAAAAUCAGCAGAAGGAACUCCUACACCAGUUACAGAGACAAGGAACUACUACUUUCAAAAGGCUUUCUGUAAGUUCCAGGCUAUGUUGAAACACAAGGGUGGGAACUUGGAAAAGAAGUGUUUGGCAAGGUUAGGAGUAGAUGACCCAGGCUUCCUUCAGAUUCCUGCACAGGGUGUUCCUGCUUAUAUAUCUCUGCAUCGGCUCCUGAAGAAGAUGCUGUGACAAGCUGGCCUUCCAGAGGUGAGCAAAAAUCCAAUUUCUAGUCACUCCUGUGAGGCUGCAAUGUUCCAUCUGACCACAGAACUGGCACAUUCUGGGACUGAUUGCUCCCAACUAUCCCAUGGACUUGGUACUCAGACCAGCUCCUCCAAUCUCUGCCCCUCGGAGCACCCAAUCACUGUGGAGAUCAAUGGAACCAAUCCAGGUAACAGUGAUGCCUGGAUGAGCACUGGUCUCUACCUUCUGGGAGGACAAAGCGCAGAGGUCUCUCUCUCUGAAGCUGCUGCCUCUGCUGGCCUGAAGGUGCAGAUUGGAUGUCACACUGAUGACUUAAGCAAGGCCAAGAAGCUAUCUCGAGCCCCUGUCGUAACUUGCAAAUGUCGUAUAGACAAAACACAACAGUCAGUCUCCUGCCGCUGGGGUGGUCUCCUGUACAUCAUUGUGCCCAAGGACUGUCGGCUUGGACCUUUCUCUGUUACCAUCAAGAAAGCAGUACCUGCCCCAUACUACCAGCUAGGGAAGACAUCACUGGAGGAGUGGAAGAGCUGUAUCCAGGGUAAUGUGGGCCCCUGGGGAGAACUGGCUACAGACAACAUCAUCCUGACAGUACCAACUGAAAACCUCAAGACUCUGGAGGAUCCAGAACCUUUGCUGCAGCUCUGGGAUGAGAUUAUGCAGGCUGUGGCGAGGCUGGCAGCCCAGCCCUUCCCUUUCCAAAGACCUGAGAGAAUCGUCGCUGAUGUGCAGAUCUCAGUUGGCUGGAUGCAUUCAGGCUACCCCAUCAUGUGCCAUCUGCAGUCUGUGCAGCAGCUUGUCAGUUUGGCAAACAUGAGACGUAAGGGCCUGUGGGGGCCCAUUCAUGAGCUGGGUCACAAUCAGCAGCGCCAUGGCUGGGAGUUUCCUCCCCACACCACUGAGGCCACCUGCAAUCUCUGGUCAGUCUAUGUGCAUGAGACAGUCCUGGGGAUUCCCAGGGCUAAGGCUGCUCUCGAAUUGAAACCUAAAGAACGAGAGAAGAGGAUCAGAGACCAUCUUCAGAUGGGAGCACCCCUGUCUAACUGGAAUGUCUGGACAGCACUGGAGACAUAUCUGCAGCUCCAGGAGACCUUUGGGUGGGAGCCAUUCAUCCAGCUCUUUGCUGAAUACCAAACCCUUUCUGAUCUCCCCAAGAACAAUGGGAGCAAGAUGAACUUAUGGGUGAAGAAGUUCUCUGAAACCGUGCAGAAAAACCUGGUCCCCUUCUUUGAAGCCUGGGGCUGGCCUGUCCAGAAGAAAGUGGCUGAGAGCCUGACCCACCUGCCCUCCUGGCAGGAUCACCCCAUGAAGGUGUACAUGAGUGUGGAGAAGUAAGGGAUGUGGAGCAGGAGGGUCAGUGGUGAAGUGGGAUGAGAAAGGACCACACUGCCA